Entrophospora sp. SA101 is the source of this 1365-nucleotide messenger RNA. Lineage: Eukaryota; Fungi; Glomeromycota; Glomeromycetes; Entrophosporales; Entrophosporaceae. The record is from the annotation of a GenBank genome assembly.
AUGGCUUUAAGUGAUAUUACACCAAGAAAAGUCAAUUUAUGGAUUAAAAAUAUGGAAAGCAUAGUACACCUUACUAAAACAUUAAGUGAAAAACUUAAUGAUGAUUUUUUGUCAGUGGAAUGGGUUAUACAUAGAAUAAAUAGAAUGAAUGGAAAAAUUGAAAAUAUUACAGAAAAAGAAGAAUCUUUAAUUAGGAAGUACCUUUCUUAUCAAGUUUCAUCAAUGCUUAUUCAAGCAAUUAGUGCAAUUAUAUUUAGAAAUCCGAAUAAAAUAUAUGAAAUUUGGAAACAAUUUACAAAAAAAUCAUGUUUGGUGACCUAUCAACACAAAUUAAAACUAUCAACAGGAUUACCAAUUGAAACACCAAUAAAAGAAUUUGGUGAUAAGGUCUUAAAAAAAUUAAAGGAAUUAGAAUCAGUUUUAUUAUUUGAUAAAAGAUUUGCAGAGUUAUGGGAUAAAAAUGCCAUGCCACCAAGAAUGUUAAGACCAUAUUAUGUUGUAAAUGAUAUUGAUAAAGAAGAUGAUAUUCCUUACUUAGAGUUUGUUGCCGAAAAUUUGUUUAAUAUAAAAGUUAUAGAACCUGAUACAACAUAUAAUUAUGGAUGCUCUUGUGAAGAUAAUUGCAAAAAUAAUUGUGCUUGUAUUGAUGACCAUAUGGAAGGAUGGGGAGUUCAAACACUUGAAAAUAUUAAAAGAGGAGGAUUUGUUACAGAACAUAUGGGAGAAGUGAUUGAUUCAAAAACAGCAUUAACAAGAACAAUUUGCUACAACAAAUUACAUAUAAUGCCAUUUUUUGAUCUUGAUUAUGGUUUUACAUUCGUUGUUGAAAAUCGAGACUUAAAAAGCCAAAGGAUUGCAUUUUUUGCAGUACGUGAUAUAGACAAAAUGGAGGAACUAACAAUAGAUUACAAGAUGAAAGGUGAAUUGAUAUUAUCGAUGAAUGAUAGUGAUUCAGCUUUACUAGAAUGCGAAUGGGAAUAUUCAAUAGCAAAUUGUAAUUACGAUACAGUACUUAAAAACCUUUACAUAUUAUCAAAUAUAUUAUUUCUAAGCGUUGCAAUUGGUGGAAUAAUAUUAUUAUUUAUAAGAUUAGUAGUUAGGAAUAGUCAUCUAUGGGAUAAGAACAGUGGAUUUUUUUUGCCUUUAGAAGGCUAUUUAUUAGGAAUUUCAAUAUUUAGUGGAGUACGUGCAUUUGCAAAUUUUGUACAGCAAUUUAAUUUAUUUGCUUCAAGUCCAAUCGCCAGAGAAUUAAUUUAUGAUUUCAGCUGGAUUCCUGCGGACCUAACGGUUGCAACUUAUCUUGCCGGAAUUGAAAUUUAUCCUAGAUCUUAUAAAUUUAUGGAUAUAAACUCAGUUCAAGUUUAA